AUGCCUCCUAGAGUCCCCACAGAAGAAGACUUCUCCCCCCUCUCAUCCACCCUCCCUCAUACCCUCCAUUUCCCCGAUCCUCCAGAGUCAACAACUACAUUCCUCAUUCUCUUUCACGGCCUCGGCGACCAUGAUGUCCCCUAUGCAGGCUUCGCAAAGAACCUCAACCUUCCCGGUGUCCUCGGCAUUUCUGUCCGCGGCACUUCUGUCCUCCCUGCCGCACUGAUGGGCGCCGAUGUCCCCGGUUACCAUUGGGGGGAUGAUCUCACUAUUGACCCCAACACGGGAGAUAUCGCCGAUGAUUCUGGUUUCGAGAAGGCGCGCAAGUUGGUCAUGGAGAAGUUGAUCACUGAGGUUCUCAUCGAAAAGUGUGGCUGGGAAAUGAGAGAUAUCAUGUUCUUUGGUUUCGGACAAGGUGGCUCGCUUGCCCUUGGUCUCGCGGCCGCUCUUGACACUACAUCUCGUGUCACAGACGUCACAGAAGGCGAAAACACUACAACUGCAGGCAACAAGACCUUCAAAGGUCUCAUCUCCCUCGGUGGCCCUUUGCCGCAAUCGAUGGUGUCCACUGUUACUAACCGUCGCAAGAGCCGCACAAGCGUGCUGGUGUGCCAGCUGGACGAAGACGCCGUCGACGCUGUGAAGCAGGAGUUUGACGACGUCAAGGUGGUGCAGUGGAAGAGACGCCAUUUGAGCAUGCCGAUGGACAGAGAUGAGGUUCUACCUCUGAUGCAGUUCUUUGCUGAUAAGCUUAGAAACGAAUUUUAA
Messenger RNA from Fusarium poae, 768 nucleotides. RefSeq lists its product as uncharacterized. Gene Ontology annotation, molecular function: palmitoyl-(protein) hydrolase activity; carboxylic ester hydrolase activity. Gene Ontology annotation, cellular component: cytoplasm. The transcript has a single exon. Bases 1 to 768 code for a protein of 255 amino acids. Gene Ontology annotation, biological process: protein depalmitoylation. The record is from RefSeq and is a predicted model, not a curated record. NCBI's taxonomy places the organism in Eukaryota, Fungi, Ascomycota, Sordariomycetes, Hypocreales, Nectriaceae.